CCACGAGCAUCACGAAAAAAGACGCUCUCCUAACCCCCCAAACGUCAUCCCUCCCCCAAUUGCAUCUCGCAACUAGCAGCUUUCGCCGCAAACCGCCUCCUCUCCGCUCUUCCUCCUCCCCGGAUAUCACGAGAUGGCGCCCCUCGCACACGCAUCCCGCACCUGCCUGCGGCAGCUGGCGCGAAGCAGCCCUUCCGCGACGACGGCUGCGCGCGCCCUCAGCACCUCGGCCGCCCGGAACGACUCGACGGCCGCGAGCUACUCUAGCCCCUUCAAGGGCGCCCAGGCUGGCAACAAGAUCCCCGACUUCAGCAAGUACAUGAGCAAGGGUUCCGCCAGCAACAACCAGCUCUUCGGAUACUUCAUGGUCGGCACCAUGGGCGCCAUCACCGCUGCCGGUGCCAAGUCUACUGUCCAGGAGUUCCUCGUCAACAUGUCCGCCUCAGCCGACGUUUUGGCCAUGGCCAAGGUCGAGGUCGACCUCUCCACCAUCCCCGAGGGCAAGAACGUCAUCAUCAAGUGGAGAGGCAAGCCCGUCUUCAUCCGCCACCGCACCCAGGCCGAGAUCGACGAGGCCAACAAGGUCUCCGUUUCCUCCCUCCGUGACCCCCAGGCCGACGAGGACCGUGUCAAGACCCCCGAGUGGCUCAUCAUGCUGGGUGUCUGCACGCACUUGGGUUGUGUUCCCAUCGGCGAGGCCGGCGACUUCGGCGGUUGGUUCUGCCCCUGCCACGGAUCCCACUACGACAUUUCCGGCCGCAUCAGAAAAGGACCUGCUCCCCUCAACCUCGAGAUCCCCGAAUACGACUUCCCUGAGGAUGGCAAGCUGGUCAUUGGUUAAGUAGUAUCUCUGUAAGAAUAUAAAGACGCAACGCGGGGGAAGGGAGAAUAGUGAGGAAUCGAGGAUGGGGAGAGCAAGGCCCGGGUCCCCCUUCGAGGAGACGCUGGCGUUGAUGGCAACAACAACGAACUACUAGAACACUUUUUUUUAUUCUUUGCAUCGGGAACGACGAGCCGUGGGUGCCGGUUUUGGGUCCCCCGUCCCAAAGAGAGAAAGAGGUCAAUUUUCUUUUUGUUUUCUUAGACGUGUCCCCCCGGGCAAUGAUGCCAAUGUACAAAAGUCACACGAGCGUCCAGGAACAAUGAGUAGCCUCGCCACUUGCUAAUAGCCAACCGUCGGCCUGGGGUUUGUGAUCUUC
Molecule: messenger RNA, 1199 nt
Organism: Colletotrichum destructivum
Lineage: Eukaryota; Fungi; Ascomycota; Sordariomycetes; Glomerellales; Glomerellaceae
Product: Putative rieske iron-sulfur protein
Exons: 4
Coding region: 134-841 (235 amino acids)
Biological process (GO): mitochondrial electron transport, ubiquinol to cytochrome c
Cellular component (GO): membrane
Molecular function (GO): quinol-cytochrome-c reductase activity; 2 iron, 2 sulfur cluster binding
Source: RefSeq, a predicted model, not a curated record